This is a messenger RNA of Hipposideros armiger (great roundleaf bat), 2693 nucleotides long. Its product is annotated as probable G-protein coupled receptor 83. The record is from RefSeq and is a predicted model, not a curated record. The transcript is spliced from 4 exons. Gene Ontology annotation, molecular function: neuropeptide receptor activity. NCBI's taxonomy places the organism in Eukaryota, Metazoa, Chordata, Mammalia, Chiroptera, Hipposideridae. Bases 221 to 1558 code for a protein of 445 amino acids. Gene Ontology annotation, biological process: neuropeptide signaling pathway. Gene Ontology annotation, cellular component: plasma membrane.
UCUGCCCCCAUACCUGAGAGAGUGCAUUCUCUGCUCAGAGCUUCAGGACGCUGAGCAGCGGUCGCCUAGCGCUCAGUGAAGACCCCCCCCACCCCUCCCUCUCUCUUCCCCCUGCGCUUCCUGGCCCGGUAGUUUAGGGACCUUGAGUUUCUCCACAGACGUCAAGCUGGACGCCGUGACAACAGAAUCGCCCCAAGGGGCUUUACCGAAUCCCAACACCAUGGGCUAUGGGGACGAGCUCACCCCCGAAGCUCUGAGCGUGCCGAGCGGGUUUGAUGACCUGAUCACCUCCUCCGCCUCCCAGGUGCUGCAGGCUAUUUCUAAUGCCGCGUCCGCGGUUGGUAGCUCAGGCCGCGGUAGUGUGCUCUCCAUGAUCCAUAAGCUGCCUGAGCAUAUCUCCAACAUGGGCAACCUGGCUGACACGUCAGGUCCCAUGGCUUCGGAUAUGGUGUCCCAGGAUGAGCGGGUACAGUUCUGGCUAGUAAUAGGGUACACCGUAGUGGUAUUUGCUGCCAUACUAGGCAAUUGGGUAUUAAACCAUGUGAUUAUGAAGUACAAGAGGGUGCACACUGCCACCGGCCUCUUUGUCGUCAACAUCUCCGUGACCAACAUGAUGCUGGCUUUUCUCAGCUCUCCCUUCACCAUGGUGCGCUAUUUGUGUAAUUCCUUGGUGUUUGGGAAGAUGACAUGCCACCUCAGUCAUUUUGCUCAGUACUCUUGUGCCUAUGUAACUGUGAUGACCAUGGCUGCUAUAUCUCUGGACCUACAUCGGGUGAUGCUAUAUCCUCUGAAGUCCCGAAUUACUCCAAUGCAAGGCAAUGUUUGCAUCAUUGUCAUCUGGAUUGUGAGCACCUGUGCCGCUUUGCCACACGCCAUUUACCAAAAGCUUUACCAAGUGGAGAUUGGAAACAGAACUGAUGAAACUAUCUGUGUCCCCAGUUUCUCAUAUACUUCAAAAUCCACAUGGAAAUACCUUGACCUGAGCACCUUUUUGCUCUUCUUCAUCUUGCCUUUGAUGGUGCUGAUGGUCGUUUACGGUCAUGUUGCCAAGAAGCUGUGGAUCCAUAAUGCUGUUGAUGAUAUCAACAUUCACACCUACAUCUGUCAGCGUGGGAAGAAGAAGCAAACCCUGAAGAUGCUGAUGAUGGUGGUGCUUGUCUAUACUAUCUGCUGGCUUCCUCUCAACCUCUACCUGGUGCUGCUAUCCAGUGAAUCCAUCUCAAGCCACAAUGGUCUCUACUUCUUCCUCCACUGGCUGGCAAUUAGCAGCUCAUGCUAUAAUCCUUACAUCUAUUGCUGGCUCAGUGAUAGCUUCCAGAUUGAAGUUCAGAAAGUCAUCAUGGAAAUCCAGAAGAUGCUGCUAGAUGGAAUCAGCCGCCUGAGAAGGGAGCACCGCCAGCUGAGCUCUGUCUCACCCACUCACCACCCUGCUUGGGUGGAUCCCAAUGCUGGAGUGCCCAAAUUCCCACGAUUCAAAGAUUUCGAUGAGCUACCCAGUCCCCCUCCAUCCCCAGAGGUGGAAACCUCCUUUCUCUACCCACCAGUGCCUAGAGUUUAAGCUGCCCAGACCGCGAUAGAUUAUCCAUCCUCAAAAUCUCUGAUAUAGGGUGGGACCAAAAUAAUUAGGUUUCAUUCAUUUUUCAUGGUGGGGGGAGUGGAGGGAGGGGUUGGAACUUGAGGAAUGGGGGCUAUGUGAGCCACCAUGUCUCACUUGCUCUUUCAUUUCCUUCUGUCUGUCUUUUCUUAUGUUCCCUAUUCCUACUUGUUUUCUUUCUCCCAAUAGUGAGUAAACUGAAGAUAUUAGAUUUCCAGGUUCAUCAGAGAUGUUUCUACAUCACUCAAAGGAAAGUUGCACUCUGGCUUGGAGUCUCCUGUGUUUCAUCUCUGAUUCUGGAGACUGUUCCCCUCACCAUUCUUUGUGUGUCCACCUGGCCAUGACACUUGUCUUCUGACAUCAUAGUCAUUGUCUCAGGAGCUGCAAGAGCCACCAGAGAUUCUUAUUUGUAUUUUAUUUAGAUGGACAAGAGGUCAAUGUCCAUAUCAUGUCCAAUACUUUUCCAGGAAAUGCCAGAAAAGAAAUGUAUAGUUCCUGAAACUUAAUCGGGUUCUCUGGGAACUUAGAGCUUCCUAUAAAUGCAAGUAGUCAUAUCUUAUCUCCUUAUGGCAGAAUGAGAAUGAGCUAUCUUACAGGAAAAGACAAGGCAGUUAAAUGGCUCAACCCACAUCACCUGGGAUAUUUUUCCAGAUUGCAAAUACACUUUGAUGACAACUUCCCUUUAAAUAUGGUGACAAUUUAAGUGCCCAAGUUAACGCUGCAAAAUCAAAAAAUUCUCCCUGUUUCUUGACCCUACAUUUAACAUAAUACUUUGUCUUAUGUAAACUUGCACUAUCUAGUUUCGCCUUUCUUUUUCUGGAAAAAAGAGAACGUGUAAUGUGUUCACUGUUAAUUUAAUUGUUUCCAGUUCUCUAGUCUAUGAGGAUUUCAAUUCAGCAGGAGAGAUGAGGAGGAAGUAAUGAUCUCAUCUUUCUCCUGCUAUUGCCUUUCAUGAGGAGACAAUGUUAUUAAGGCACAUUGAAGGGUAUAGCUUGUGUGUGUCAAGAUGAUGCCAAGAUGAGGUAGGAUUUUUUUCUCUUCCUCCUCAGCUUCCUCCCCUCCUUCUCUUGGUUCCCUUCCUCACACCCUCUCUUUACCC